Molecule: messenger RNA, 1690 nt
Organism: Silurus meridionalis
Lineage: Eukaryota; Metazoa; Chordata; Actinopteri; Siluriformes; Siluridae
Gene: ptpa
Product: protein phosphatase 2 phosphatase activator
Exons: 10
Coding region: 129-1103 (324 amino acids)
Biological process (GO): mitotic spindle organization
Cellular component (GO): cytoplasm; nucleus; protein phosphatase type 2A complex
Molecular function (GO): protein tyrosine phosphatase activator activity; peptidyl-prolyl cis-trans isomerase activity
Source: RefSeq, a predicted model, not a curated record
AAUUAAAAAUAAUAAUAAAAAGCGAAGAAAGGCUAUUAAAAAAAUACCGGAUAUUAUUUUGCUUCACUACGUUAUAAACGGAAGUUAAAGGUGAACAGUCAUGUAAUGAAUUAUUGCCCACAGUAAACAUGGCGGACACUGAGAAGCAGGCAGGUGCCUCUCUUGAAGAUGAUGGGCCUCCCCUACCUGCCAGCUUUAAAUUCAUGCUGCCACAGAAGGAGAUCAGCAUGGUGCCUGAUAUGGGCAAAUGGAAGAGGUCUCGGGCUUAUGCAGAUUACAUUGGAUUCAUUCUAACUCUGAAUGAGGGGGUGAAAGGAAAGAAGUUCACGUGUGAUUAUCCUGUUUCUGAGACAGUAGAAAAGUUGCUGUCUCUGUUGGGAACUUUGGAUCGCUGGAUAGAUGAGACGCCACCAGUGGAUCAGCCGUCCCGCUUUGGUAAUAAGGCUUUCCGGACCUGGUACGCCAAACUAGAGCAGGAAGCUGACGCUCUGGUGUCUGCCGUUCUUCCUGAUGAGCUCAGUGCUGCAGCCCCGGAGGUUGCUGUGUAUCUGAAGGAAGCUGUAGGCAACCCUACAAGAAUUGAUUAUGGCACAGGUCAUGAAGCCGCCUUUGCAGCAUUUCUCUGCUGCCUUUGCAAAGUAGGAGCUCUGAGAGUGGAGGACCAGCUGGCCAUCCUUUUUAAAGUGUUUGACGGGUAUCUGCGCGUGAUGCGGAAGCUGCAGAAGACGUACCGUAUGGAGCCGGCAGGGAGUCAGGGCGUGUGGGGGCUCGAUGACUUUCAAUUUUUGCCCUUCAUUUGGGGCAGUUCUCAGCUUAUAGAUCACCCCACUCUGGAGCCACGGCAUUUUGUGGAGGAGAAGGUGGUGAACGAGCAGCAUAAAGACUACAUGUUUAUGGAGUGCAUCAAAUUCAUCAAUGAGAUGAAAACGGGACCCUUUGCUGAACAUUCAAACCAGCUUUGGAACAUCAGCGCUGUUCCCUCCUGGUCCAAAGUCAACCAAGGGCUUAUACGAAUGUACAAGGCUGAAUGCCUAGAGAAGUUUCCCGUCAUCCAGCACUUCAAGUUUGGCAGCCUGCUCUCAAUCCAGCCUGUGAAACCGUGAAUAACAGUGGGAAGAACCAGUCUGAGAGCACAACCGAUUCUCAACCAAUUGCAAGAACCUCCCAAAUCACUCUGCCACCAUCCACUGUUCCAAUGUUUAUCCACUGCAUAAAUGAAUAAACAUGACUGCAAUAAAACCCUGUUUCUAACUGCAGUGCAGCAUGGUUGCCUCCUCCUACAAUAUAAAAUUCAUAUGAGGAUCAAUUUUCCUGACCUUGAUCCGACCUCACAAGAAAUGGAUGGUGUAAGAAUAAUUAUUGUUUGUGGCACCAUAAUUAGUAUCUAAAAAAUUGUAGUAUCCGGAAUUCAUAUUUAUUUAUGAAUAUGUACAUAUAAAGCAUAAAGUUUGCCUGAAACUGGGAAGUGUUUUUAUUUUAUUUUUUUUUCCUCUGUCUUUUUUUUUUCUUUUUUGAAAGACUAGAAAACUAAAAAAUUAGUCAGUUUUUCGUUUUAGGCUGUAGUAAUCCUUGGCAAAUUGAAUGUGUGUGUGUGUCCAAAAAACAUUUACUCAUGUGGCCUGUGUGUGCUUUAAAUGUACAUUUUUAUCAUUUUGGAUAUGAUUAAUAAACAUCAGCUGUUGUAGCUUUG